Messenger RNA from Mytilus trossulus (common blue mussel), 6082 nucleotides. RefSeq lists its product as uncharacterized. The transcript is spliced from 3 exons. NCBI's taxonomy places the organism in Eukaryota, Metazoa, Mollusca, Bivalvia, Mytilida, Mytilidae. The record is from RefSeq and is a predicted model, not a curated record. Bases 259 to 3945 code for a protein of 1228 amino acids.
CGCAAGCGCCGGAAGGCUAUCUGACGCUGAUUAUGAAGUACAAAUAUCCAACAUUGAAUCGGGAAUAAUGCAGAUUGCCAGAGUUUGUAAAAAUGAAGUCCUUACCAAGCAAACUUUUUCUGACGCUUGUAAACGCCCACUUGACGAAACCCUGUGUAUUCAGUAUCAAAAUCUGUUGUUAGAGCAGAUUAAUAAGGAAAACCGACUAGAGAAGACCAACAGAGACGAAAAAGAAAACUUUUAGAAGAUACACAAAACAUGAUUAAGUGCUACUCAUCAGAAGACACAUUUGUGGAAACAGACGUAAUACCCAUUGCCCUGGAUGACCUAGAGGCAAAAGGCAUCACAGUAAUCACUGGAACUGCAGGAUCAGGUAAAUCCCGAAACAGUUUAGAAAUAUUACGUAGGUUUUCUGCUGGUCAUGAAAUGUACUGUGGGAUUCAAUUAGAUAACAUUUCUGAAUGGAAUGACAUAAUCAAUCACGAUGAUAGUUUAAUUGUUGUUCUUGAUGAUGUUUUUGGGAAAUCUAAUUGCAUUUUUAAUGCAGAAGAUGAAAACAUUUUUGACAAAAUUUAUUCGACGAUUGUCCAAGGAUGUGUAAAAGUUAUCUUCACUCUAAGAAAUACUAUUAAAUCUAAUACUCAAGUUUCAGAUAUAAUCAACAGACAAAGGGUAUUUCAAAAGUCUAGAUUUAUUAAUUUAGAUUCGGCUGACAUUGAAAUGGAUGAAGAACAAAGGAGAGAAUGUCUGCUAAAAUACUGUAAAAGCAAUAAAAUACGCAUCGCGUCAACUGAGUAUUUAUUAAAAGAUAAACAUAGUUCAGAUCAAUCAGUGCCAAUCUCUUUAAGCUUGAUGGAAACAUAUGAAAUAGCAAAAACAGACGUAAACCCGCUGAAGGGUUAUCCUCAAUCCUGCUAUCUUUUUACGUCAAAUAGGGAAUUUACACAACAAGGCGUAGGAUUUUUCAAGCACCCUACACAAUCUCUUUGCAAUGAGAUAGAAAGCCUCCGAACGGCUGGAAAUAGUAACGAAGAAGAAGCAUUGCAGUACACUAUUUUGGUUUAUAUGGCCUUAAACGAAGAUUUGCUGGAUCUUCAAGACAUAAAAUUACAAACAUUUAACAAAAUACACGAAUUGAUAUAUCGUAAAAAGGAGUUUACUACCCAAAAUAUUCGCCGACCAUUAGGACAGCUGACCAUGAGAUAUCUAAGGAUAAAUCCUAAUGGUACAUACUCAUUCCAACACCGGAGCAUAUUUGAGGGGGUUUUAUUGUCAUAUAAGGAUAUUGAAGCCAAAAAUUUGAUACCUUUAUUACACAUCGAUUUUAUCUUAGAAAUUGGUCGCCUUGACGAAAAUAUGACACAACCUGGAUUGGAAAAUGAAAUAACACUGGUAUUCAGAACAGAGGACUUUAAAUUGUUGGCACACAAGAUUAUUGCUGAGUUACAAAAUAACGAUUCCCCGCAAACAUUUAUGGAAAGGUUCUGCUCAUCUAGAAUUUUACGAAACGCUGACCGGUAUUUUCUUGAUGAAAUCCUUAAGGAAUAUAUGUUAUCCAAAUGUGAAAUGUUCUGCAGAUUACGCAAUUUAGAUUCAGAGAUUGGAUAUAGAAGAUUCAACGAACAAAUUCUAGGAGUAUAUUUUAAAACAUCUAAACGAACAUCGGUAACAUUUCUAACUUGUUUGCUUAAGUAUUCCAUAAAAUAUGCAGAUAAUAACGAUACAAUUCGUCAUAUUCUUAAAUUGAUCGAACAAGACUUGAACAUUUAUAAAACUAGCUACAUAAACAUAACUCACGAACAAUGCUUUACAGAAGCUAUUUUACAAUCAUGUGUAUACUUAGAUAGCAUUAAACUAAAGAUGAUAUUGAAGUUUGCAAAGAAGAACAAGAUCAGAUUAGAUGAACAACUUAUCGGGUACUAUGAUUUCGAUUUAAAAUGCGGAUUUAACAUCGAUAGAAAAAUUGCAGCAAUAAAGCUGCUGUCGCAUACUUUUUUGACUGACAAUUUGAUUGACAGUAACCAUAUAUUAGAAAAGGUGAUUAAUGCAAACGAUACAUCUUUAGUAGAACUCUUUUUUAAAGAAUACAGACAAUAUGAUCCUAUAAUUGACGUUCCUUUUAUUUUCUACUAUGCUUGUGCAAAAGGAGCAUCUUCCAUAGUUCAAUGGUUUUUCAGUAACUUCCCUCAAAAAGAAUUCAAUGUUUCAAAAGCAUUGCUAGCGGCAUGUAUAUGCGGGCGCGUUGAAUCUCCCGUAGCAUCUUCUUCUUUCCAAGAUGAACAUUUAAAGGACUCUGGAAAAGUAGUUUUGUUUCUUUUGAAUAACUUUAGGACUAAAAUAAAUAAUUUAGACACUGCAAUGUACUAUGCACUGUCUCGUUCUGAGUUUAACACAUGUAGAAUUUUAAUGGAUAACACAGAUAACUAUUUUGGUGCGAAGGAAGUAUUAUUAGGAAUAGCAAGAUAUACUACAUAUGCUUAUCAGAGGACAGAUGCGUGUUUUGAUUUCGUAAAGUAUCUUGUAACCGAUUAUUCAUGUCCAACUGUAGAAAUUGUAUUAAACAUUGCUGAAAAGUUCGAUGAAAAUUUAAACAUGGUUGAAUGGAUUAUGAGAAAAACACAAACAGAAAUAUUUCACACAGCAUGGAAAAAACACAAAUGGAUACACAAAAAAUUAUGCGCAUUGAAAUUGAUAUAUGAUACAGAAUUUUACAAGACAUUAACAGUGACCAAUUUAAUAGAAGAGGAGUUACAAUAUGGAAAUAAUGAUUGUUUAAGAUUUUUGAUAGAAAAGAUAGAUAUAGAGAAAGCUGUAAACGUCAUUUUUGAAAAGGUGUGUUCAUGCGGUGAUGAAAAUUUAAUGCAGAUGAUAUUUGAAAAAUAUAGAAGUUUAAACAUUGUAGAUGCAAUGAACAUCGCACUUAAAAACAGAAACUGGGAAGCCGUUCAAUGGUUAUGUAAAAACUACGAUAUUGAAAAGUUGAAUUUUAGGGCCAUCAUGGAAGAAGCAAUCACUUAUGGUCCCAUAUCAGUAAUAAGAUAUCUUACCGAAAUAAUAGAUCGAAAGUAUUUUAAUUCGAGGGAUAUUUUACUGGCUUUGGAACGAGAAGAAUUAUUUAUGGACGAAAAUGAUUGCGAACUUUUAAUUAAAUGGUACCUUCAAGAUUCUCAAAAUAGAUAUAGAAUAAAUGAUAUGUUGAAAUUGUCCUGUAUGAAAAAACAAAUAUAUACUCAAGUGUUAUUCAAUGUGUUAUUUCAAAAUAGAAAAAACGAAUUCCUACAUUUACACACAGCAUUGGAAACAUUGCUUGUGUCACAAGACUUCGAUUCGCUUAAGAAAUUAUUAUGUACAUAUGACACUAACAUUUUUGAUAUGAAUAUGCUAAUGAAUUGCAUUUUGGGUAUAUUUAGAAACAGAACUAAUGCUGAUAGCAUACCAGUGUGGUUGUUACAGACUUUUGAUCCAAUAUUGUUUGAUAUACCAUAUAUUUUGGAAAAGACAUGUAGCAAUGACAAUGUAGAAUUUGUUAAAUGGAUGGAUCGUCAGUACGAAUUUUCCAAUCUCACUUUGGAGUCAGUAUUCAUAAAUGCAUACAAGUAUAGUGCUAUUUCCGUACUUAAAUGGGUAUUUGGAAAGAUAAAUUUUCCAAUUAGCUUUAAGAAAGUUAUCAAAAAUGUUUCAGAUCUAAGAAUGUCAGUUGUUAUAUUCUUAAUUCAGAAUUUUGAAUUAGAUCGAUCUGACAUUGAUCAGAUAUGCAGAAUAUAUUCGAGCGAAGAGGUUGAUCAGUUAGAAGUUCAAUUAUGUAUUUUUGAAGCGUAUGGGAGUAGAUUGGUCGACAUCAAGUCAGUGUUUGAUAGUGUCUGUCGAUUAAGCUCUAUAGAAGAGGUGAAGUGGUUCAUUAGAAUAGUUGACAACAAUCUUCUUAAUUUCUUUUCGGCCAUAUAAGAAGCACUCCGCGGAAAUAAUGAUGAAACGUUCCUGUUUUUAUUUGAGUUUUUAAAACUAAUUGACAUCAAGGAGGCCAAUGAGAUCUUUAUUAAAGCUUGUUGCCAUGGUAAUUUGGAAGCUGUAAAAAUCCUUGAUGAUAAGUAUGGAGAAUCACUCAGAAUAUCAGUAGCAAUGAAAGAGCUUUGUGAAAACGAAGGUAUAACAUAUAAACAUUUUGAAGUUUUAAAAUUUCUUAUUUCGUUUUCUUCGCCUAGUAUCAUCGACUUUCAAUUACUUUUGAAUCAGGCUUGUAAAUCUGGCGACAUCAAAAAUAUUACUUGGUUGUUAGACAAUUUUGAUCCCGAUUUAUUACAAGUAAGCUCAGCAAUACACCAGCAUUGUGACAACUAUUUAUCAACAGAACAAAGUUGUGGGGAAAUAAUACUGUUGCUCUUAAACCGAUGUCACUUUACUUCAUCGGAUAUACAAGUUGUUAUGGAAACUGUAUGCAGUAAAGGAAUGGUAACUUUAAUGAAAUUGUUAGUUCUAACAUUUGGUGUAGCCUCUUUUGAUUUCCGGAGAAUUUUAAGUGUUGCGGUCAGUCCAACAAACACAGAAAUAUUUGUUUUGGCAUUUUUUCAGUGUAGGAAUUCGCAAACUGAUCUGCAGAAUAUCAUCAUUAGUGCUUGUAAGAAAGAAGGAAAUGAGACAUUAAUGAUUUACAUCUUUUUCACAGUAAUGGUUGGACUAGACCAACACUUGGCUGUUGAUACAAUACAUACUAUCUUAGAUACUCGAUGGUGUAUACAUUCCACAAAUUGUCGAAGUAUGUCAUGCAUGCAUUCAACAUAUAUUACUAAUGAAGUAAUCAAGUAUUUGUUCAUGAAGGUUGACAUCAAUACUGUAGAUUUUACAUCAAUAUUAAAAAAGAGCUAUACAAACGGACGAAAUGGUCUAGUCUUAUGGAUUCUGAAAAACAUACACCAUUACUUAAUUGACAUACAAGAAACUUUGCAUAAUAUAUGUAGAAAGGGAGACAUUGAUAGCAUGAAAUAUUUGCUUCAUACGUGUAAAUACCGAAAUCUUGUAAACGAGUCGUGUAUACAUAAUGCAUUUAGCAGUGGGUCAUUCGAAAUGGUAAAUAUGUUAAUAACAGACUUCCCUCAUAUAACUUUUGACACAAAAGUCGCUAUGAACAAUGCUUCUUCAAGUGGAGUCUUUGCAGUUGUGCAAUGGCUGUUUUAUAAAUAUUCUCUUUGUCCUAAUCGUUUUUCGUUCUUGGAACCAUUCUUGGAUUUAAAAUUAGCACGGUCGGUUUUCGAUUUAAAUUCUUCUAUGCUGAAUGCCUGUAGAAAUGGUCACACAGAUGUGGCACAAUGGCUGCUUCAACUGUAUUCUUAUGAAACGUUUGACAUGAGAUUAAGUCUCAUUGAAGCCAGUGCGAGUGGACAGACUGAUUUAGUAAAAUGGAUGUUAGCAGUAUAUGAUAACGACAUUUUCGAUAUUGAAUCUUCUUUAAUAUCUGCGUGUAAAAAUGGAAAAAUUAAAGUCGUUCAACUCUUCAUUGACAAAUUUGGGAUAGAUGCUUUUCAUAUGGAAACUAUAACAACAGAGGCAUGCAAAAGCGGAAAUAAAAAAACUUGUGAAAUGGCUUCAUGAACCCGUUAGUUGCGAAUUAUUUGAAAUAUAACUUUGGAUAAUGACGGCAUGCAUAAUUAACAAAAUUAAGAAUAACGGGAUACUAAUCAUAGUUAUUUUGAUAUGUAAAUAGCUCUGAUUAAUGCAUUUGAGUAGAGGAAAUAAAAAUGUGCGAGUCAAUCCUAAUGGCUAUCCAUUCGAAAACAAAUUGAUGAAAAACACAUUCGAGUUGAUGUAAAAAAAACUAUGUUAUACAACAAAACAGAUGACAAUGAGGAUGAAAUAUUUUACUCACAUAUAGCAGAUCCUAAGUGGAGUAAAAAGAUAAUAAACAUGAUGGCAAAUGUUGUUCUUACUGACUAUCCUUAUUUGUCAUUCUUCUUUUCUAGAUCAUCUAAUAUAUGGAUUUUACAGUACGCCUGUUUUCUUGUUGUAAAAUUCACAGCAUCUCAACAUUUUAAAGGUGCCGUAAACCAAUGUUGACUACCUGUGAUACUUUUAGAGACAUUAAAUAUAA